AUGCCGAUCACGGCCCUUCCCCAGACCACUGUUCGAGCAAUUGGCUCAACUUCUGUCAUUUCAGACCCCUGCUCCAUUGUCAAGGAGUUGCUGGAGAAUUCACUUGACGCACACGCCACUGCAAUAUUUAUAGAAAUCUCCCAGAACACAGUCGAUGUGAUCCAGGUGAAGGACAAUGGACAUGGAAUUCCAUCCGAAGAUCAUCCGUUUGUCUGUAGACGUGCCUUCACUAGCAAGAUCGCGACAGUCGAGGAUCUGAGGAAACUCGGCGGAAAAUCGCUAGGCUUCAGAGGUGAAGCGUUAGCAAGUGCUGCCGAAGUUUGCGGAGGAGUGACGGUUACCACCAGAGUUGAAGCGGACCCAGUUGGCUUCUGCAUUAAAUAUGGGAGAAAUGGGGAGCUCAUCAGUACUCAACGUGCCUCGCACUCAGUCGGUACAACGGUGCGAGUAACGGACCUCUUCAAGAACAUACCAGUCCGCAGGCAAACAGUAUUGAAAAGCGCCGCAAAGACAAUAGCCAAGAUUAAAAAAAUCAUACAGUCAUAUGCUAUCGCUCAACCCACUAUUAGGCUCUCCCUGAAGGUUCUUAAAGCUGCUGGCGAAAAGGCCAACUGGGUCUACGCCCCUGGAAAAAAUGCCUCGCUUAUGGACGCAGCACUCAAAGUUGCUGGCACUGAGGCCGCUUCCGCUUGCGUAACCAAGCAAUGGCCGUGUGGAAGCGAGUCAGACGAGGAGUCUGGGAGUGGUAAUGACUCCUCUUUUCAGUUGAUGGCCCUACUUGCGGAUCCUGGAUCAGAUUUCUCAAAAGUGAACAAUGCGGGACAGUUUUUCAGUGUGGACGGUAGACCUCUCUCAGCAUCUCGAGGCAUUGGACAGGAGAUCUCAAAACUGUACAAGACCUAUCUACGAGCAGCUGCUUCGCGUAGCGGCGGUUUGCCGAACAUAUCAGAUCCAUUCCUUUGCUUGCAGAUCCGCUGCCCGGAAGCCUGCUACGACGUGAAUGUUGAACCGGCUAAGGACGAUGUUUUAUUCGAGAACCAGCGAGACCUUCUCUCGCUUGCAGAAGAACUCUUCAAGGACGUUUACGGUGAAACCCCUGAUGGGGAUGAGAAACACAAAAGCUCCUCCAAAGGGAAAGAAAGGAUGGCAAAUAAUGAUGCCUUCGAACUACUUUUAGCUCGUAAAGACAGCACUGAAUGUUCUGUCGAAACCGUGAAUGAGGGUAACAAGCCACCAAGCUUUGUCACGGCUAGCUCGCUUUUUCACAUGAGGAGCAGCCCGAAGAAUGGCCGACACGAACAGCGAUUAUUCUCCGAUGGAAGUCCAGGUGCGUCUGGUCAUACAGGAACUAGAGAUUUAGAGGGCCUCAAUCCAUGGUCAGUGACACGACUGUAUGUCCCUUCUGGAGCUCCGUGCCAUAAAACUCCGUCGAGGGGGCCAGCAGGAUCCGCAGGGCUGCCUCCUGUCGCGCAGGAACAGGAUUCCAUGUCUACGACCCAUGCAUCUCCGUUGCGCUCUGUCAGUUCUGCUUCGCCGAGUGCAUCUACACGUAACUCGAAUCGACUGUCGCACUCUCCAGCCGAGUCUCGCUCUUCUGCUUCGGUCUCCGACCUGACACAAACUUCUCCAAUCACGCCAUUACACGGUCCCUCUGUACGAUCAAGAGCUUCGAGGCAGCGCGACAAAGAGCGUUACGGUAAUGGUGCUCUCGAUACAUGGUUUGUGAAGACCACACAAGCAUCAGCCCGUCAAGACCCGGUUGAGCAGUGUCCAGAAAACGAACAUGAUGAGCCUCCGUUGUCACAGCUAACGCAGGACCGAUUCGCACAACGUGAACGUCCGCCGGUCACUUCAGACACAACGACCCCUCGGGGUUUCGUUGUGGCAGCAGGAAGCCCAGAACCAUCUGAGGAGGAGACGAGCACGGUCGAAUCGUCAGUCGUCAGCCGGAGUCGUGCCUCAGAGCCUGCAUCGAGACGGCUUGACCAAUGGUCUGUAAAUCUGCACAGACUGGCGAAUGCUGACCAUAACCCCGAAUUGGAAAGAGCACUUGACUUUGAGAAGCGCAAGAGAGAAGCGAUCACAAGACUCCGCGAGCUGAGAAAGAAUGCGUCCGCCGCAAAUUCACCUCAUGUGAGCAGAUAUCUUGCUGCCAAAGCCGCUUUGCAGCCCGGUGUCAAUAACAGCAAUGCCGAGCCAGCGCCAUCGAUGUCUGAAACUGACAACCCAAGUCCUCGUCUAAACCCGCAUGAUCCGAGGUCUUAUCUCAUGCGCAAUAAAAGCUCCCAUGAUCAAAGGAGGCUUGCUUCAGAUCCGGCCAAAAUCCGACGAAUUCAAACAAACAAGUUGCCAUUCGAGAAGAUACCUGACGGGUGGGAAUUGCAUGAUUUAUGCCUGGUGCAGCCUGCAGACAUCCCUCUGAUCUCCAAGACCCUUCGCAAUCUAUAUGAACAUGAUCUAUAUAUACGAGAGGGCGAUAUUUUUGCAGGGUUUACUGCCGCGGAUCUGCAAUCCUUAACCUUAUGGGAGAGCCAAUCGUCCUCGCUAGUCAAGCAAAAGUUUCGAACCACACAAGGUUCAAACAUCCCUACGAUUCAGAUGAACUUCUCCGAUCUACAUCAGCAUCUGGGUGAUUUUGACAUGGGUAGCUCAUCUGCAUCUACUUGA
Aspergillus fischeri NRRL 181 is the source of this 2667-nucleotide messenger RNA. RefSeq names its product putative DNA mismatch repair protein. Gene Ontology annotation, biological process: mismatch repair. The record is from RefSeq and is a predicted model, not a curated record. The transcript is spliced from 3 exons. Lineage: Eukaryota; Fungi; Ascomycota; Eurotiomycetes; Eurotiales; Aspergillaceae. Gene Ontology annotation, molecular function: mismatched DNA binding; ATP binding; ATP-dependent DNA damage sensor activity. Gene Ontology annotation, cellular component: MutLalpha complex. Bases 1 to 2667 code for a protein of 888 amino acids.